AUGCAGCAUCAAGCGCUCCUGGCAAGCCUAGCGCUCAUGUGCCUGGCAUCUCCUGUAGACGCCUUCCUCCCUCUCUCUGCCUUGCCGCACGUGAGGGGCAUGCAGGGCACGAGGGCAACGACUUGCCAGCCGAAGUUGCGCAUGUCGGGGAAGGUGGAGGAGCAAGUGAAGGUGGACUUGGCGAGCUACGGGAAGGAGGAGUUUCUGAGGCAGAUGACCUCCUCUCGUACUCCCGCGCCGACGAAGAAGAGCUUGAUCGAGGCGUUGAGGAGGAUGAGGGAGUCGAGCGAGGAUCAGUACAUGACGUUCCUCAAGGAGCUGCUGGUGGAGAUCGAUGGAGUGCAAGACGUCAAGUUCGCUAUGACACGAUGGCCGAUACCCCUUCCUUCCUACCGCACGAAGCUCGGGUGCUUGAAUAGGAUGAUAACGAAGAUGAACGAGGAGUCGCAGUCGACGAGGGAGAGGUCGCUCGCGGUGAUCCUGAGGCAACUGAUGGACAAGGGAGCAUGGUUCCUUGAGCUGGAGGCGAUCGAGCGAUCCGGCAAGGAAGCCACCAUGGAGGAGAUGCUUUCCCGCACCCCUGAGGGCCUUGAGACUCCUGCCUACGACGUGCUCGCGAGCAGAAGCUCGUGGGAGGUCAGGCAGUACGAAGAGUUCACCGUCUGCUCCACCAACAUGAGCCCAGCUGAAGGGUUCAGAGGGUUCAACGCUCUUGCCAACUACAUCUUCGGGGGGAACCAGUUUCCUCCUGUGUUUGCUACACCAUCAACAACGACACUGUCUCACGUGUGA
Messenger RNA from Guillardia theta CCMP2712, 792 nucleotides. RefSeq lists its product as hypothetical. NCBI's taxonomy places the organism in Eukaryota, Cryptophyceae, Pyrenomonadales, Geminigeraceae. Bases 1 to 792 code for a protein of 263 amino acids. The transcript is spliced from 4 exons. The record is from RefSeq and is a predicted model, not a curated record.